Laetiporus sulphureus 93-53 is the source of this 1275-nucleotide messenger RNA. RefSeq lists its product as uncharacterized. NCBI's taxonomy places the organism in Eukaryota, Fungi, Basidiomycota, Agaricomycetes, Polyporales, Laetiporaceae. The record is from RefSeq and is a predicted model, not a curated record. Bases 316 to 1110 code for a protein of 264 amino acids. The transcript has 2 exons.
UAUCCUGUGAGAUGAGCGCAACGGAUUUGCCUGUUGUCGCAGUGGACACGAUGCUCUUGCUGAGCCUGUAGCGAGAAAGGCAACGGACACGGCCUCGUGCUCCAGGCGCACCUUCCCCUCUUACUGCCAUCCGCACACCUUCCCGGGUCGUCUUCCCCGGGAACUGCAUAGCUAAUUGGGAAUCAGACUCUUGCGCCGCAGCGCCCCGACGUCCCCGGCUCUCUUCUCGCUCGGAUCCGACUCUCCUUCCAACAUUUAUCACGAUCGCUCAACUUGAAUUUUCAUUUUCACUUUCAAAGUUCCUCUCCAACCACCAUGUCUUCUGCUGUCUCCGCGGAAUCCACCGUCCCCAGCUCGGACGUGCACUCCCCGUUAUCGACCUCGUCCUACGAGGCCCUGUCCGCGUCCGGAUUCACCUCCUGGGCGGACUCGGUCGACGCAGCCAGCUCCUCUGACGACGAGAUCGUCUUCUCCAUCUCGUCUCUUUCCUCGAGCGGUGUCCUUUCACAGCGACGCGCGCGCCGCUCGCCGUCCCUAUCUUCCGAGGAUGACCUCGUGGCAGUCCCACGUUCCCAAGCUACCUCGGAUUCUACCUCUGUCUCCUCUACGGAUGUUCGUCGCACACUCGACGAGCUCAGCACGGCAGUGUCUUCUCUCACAUUGCGAUCUGCCCCUGCCCUGGCGACCCCGACCGCUACUCGCUUUAACAUCCUUCAUGCCGUCAGCGCCGCGUCUCAGGAGUCUCAGCCAGCUCGCCCCAAGGGAAAGAAGGUCAGGAAGACAAAGAAGGCUGCUGCAGCGCAGUCCAGCCCUCCGAACACCGCCCAACCUGCCGAUGCCAGUGCUACACCGAACCAGAGUGCGCAGAAGAAAAAGGUGAAGGCGCGGCGGGAGCGCAGGAAGGCCGAGAAGAAGGCGCAGAGAAAGGCUGCUCGGGCUGCAUCUGCCACCCCGGAGCACGGCCUGGGCGAGCGCCCGAUCGUGGACGACUUGUCCGAGGCGGGCGAUCAUCCCGGCAGCGCUGCCUUCGCUGCGGCAUACCAGGACGCAGUCAACUUCAUCACCUCGUGCGUGAUUCCCCAGAACACAUUCCUUUCCUGGUCGCGUUGACUUCUUCCUUCACUUGCCUCGUUUCUAGCUUCCUCUCCAACCCAUCCGCCAAGUCCGGUGCGGGGCACCUACAACUCCUUCAGGCGCUCAUCGUCGAGCUCGGGCUUUGCCCUGCGGCGCUGCAGCCCUCCGCCGGCGCACUGUCGUUCCCCUCUCUCCCUGCCC